Messenger RNA from Boleophthalmus pectinirostris (great blue-spotted mudskipper), 2047 nucleotides. It is a transcript of the gene sync, whose product is annotated as syncoilin, intermediate filament protein. The coding region runs from base 1209 to 2027 and encodes 272 amino acids. The record is from RefSeq and is a predicted model, not a curated record. The transcript has 6 exons. Gene Ontology annotation, cellular component: intermediate filament. NCBI's taxonomy places the organism in Eukaryota, Metazoa, Chordata, Actinopteri, Gobiiformes, Gobiidae.
CUCCACUUGGCUGUUUGAAUCACAACUUCUGCUGACCUGAUUUACACCAGUGAUGACACACAGGGACAAAGACAUAUAUAGACAAGCCUGAAGAUCACAAAAAUGGAAAACGACUGUGUCAGUGUUAAUGCUAGUGCUCCCCUCUUCAUUAAUGAAGGAGAUGAUGAGCCAGUUGAAGCAGCUGGUGGAAACUUACUACUGAGUCCAGCUCAGUCUGACCACACAUUCAUGGGAGUGAAUUUGUGCCAGACUUUGUCGAUUGGACCGUACUUGAAAGAAAUGGAUGAUCUUCUUAAGAAUUGUGAAAAACUUACAGGUAUAAGUGAAAACACUUGGGAUGAAACAAGUGUUUGUUCCCAAGAGUACAUGUCCACAAGCUGUAUAGACACAGAAGAAGUCCAACUACAAGACACUGGCUUUGACAAAUGUGGGUCAGAAACAUGUGUUUCCUCUGCAAUGCCCUUGACAUCUGCAGGUAACAAACUCAGUGAGAGCAUGGCUGAAUAUGAAGGACAACUCAUGGACAUGUUAGCCAUGUUGGAGAGCUGUGAGGAUGACAACAGCAUGGAUUAUAGACCACAGGACUGGAGUCCCAAUGAGGAGUAUGUACACAUCCCUAAACUCUUUAAGGAAACAGGAAAGACGUCACUGGAAUCAAAUAAAUCCAUGAUACUGGAGGCCCAUGCAGCAAUCAACUUCUGUGAUCAUCAAGACAGCACAAAUGAGAUUCAAUCCAGGAAGAGAGCUGCAAGAGCACUAACACACAAUAUUUACAACAGCGACAAUGCCAAAAGUCUGACAGUGCAAAGCUCAGAUGAAUGCAGUAAAGAUCAUAACAGUGAAGUUGCCCUUAACCCUUCUUUGUGGACAAAGCCUAAGCAAAUCAUGUGUCAGGUGACACACACUGAAGAUGAAUGCAAAUUAAAGGAUGCUGGCAACAGUGACCUUAAUGACUCUACAAUUGACAUGGCACGUUUAAGUGAUGGUGUGUCUGAAUUACAGUCUCUGGGGCCUAAACUGGAUGAGUUCAUAGAUGAAGUCCAAAGUCUAGUACAGAAAAGGAGGGAGCUGCAGACUGAGGUGAUGAAACUAUGUGGGUACAGCCAACAGGAGCAAACAACAGAACUAAAUGAGGAGGACGAGGAACAAGGCCAAGGCAAAGUGGCAGAACUGAUUUUGAGACUAAAAGAGGCAGAACAACUCCAAAAAUGAAAAAAAGCAAGAGGGAAAUUGAAAACUUAAGGCAUGAACGGGCAGAAGAAGAGAGAAAACUGUGCCGUGUCAAUGUAGAGAGACAGACACUACACAACGAACAAUGGAGGCUAAAAAGGAAUCUCUUUGUUGUUGCCAAGGAGUGUGCCCAGAACCAGGCAGCACUAAGGUCACAACAACAACAUGUGGAACUACUUAAGAAAGAAGAGGAGAACCUACAAACUGCAGAAGUCCAGCUGAGGGAAGACAGAAACAAGCUGAUACAAGAACAUCAAAACCAGCUUUUGAACCUUCAAAAAAUGCUUGAUCUUGUCACUUCCAGCCAUUUAAGUAACACUCAAGAAGAGAUGAGCCAGUCCAGGAGGAACUCCUGCGGUGAUGUACAACAAUAUCUGCAGGACAGCCUCAAGGCACUGGAAGAACGGUAUGGGCCUGUUCUGGUGGCACUUUUGAAGAGGAGAGACUCAGCUGUGGAUUCUAUUGCAAAGGUGAAAGAGCAGGCCCAGGAGCACAGGGUCCAGCUCACACCUCUGAGAGAGGAGAUACAGAAACUGAUGCUCCAGAAAGUUUGUUUAGAAGAAAAACUCAGGCUGAUGAGUUUCCAAAGAAAAGAGGAAAUGGGACAAUACAAGGAAGUGGUUAACUCAUUGGAAGAGAGCUGCAGACAACUAAAGAUGGAGCUGAGAAUUCAGAACACAAAAAACAGUGAGAUGAAGGAACUAAAAGAAAGACUCAACAAACAGCUGGCAGCAUACAGGUCUGCUAUUGAAGAUCAUGUCACCACCGACAACGAGAUAACAAAUAUUGAUCCUUGAUGUAGCUUGUUGAACUAGCC